AUGCAAUUGGACUCGUUUUUAGAAUUAGGCUUCAUUUUUUUUGGUUUAAUUCUCGUAGUAUCGAUUGAGAUUGACUACUCCUGAGUACUACAACCAACCUGCUCCUAUAAUCAGCGAACCACGAGGACUGGAGUUGUACGUAGAUCUCCUUCUACAACUACAUCUACCUCUACAUACAUUAUAGAAUAAGGUUUCAUUGGACGUAACACCAAACAAGACAAACAGAGCCAUGACAUCUGAUGUGAUGGAAAAACGGGGCGAUUCGAAGGCUUCCGCAGACGGCACUGUGUCAUUCACGCAAGACAAAAAAGGCGGCAGCAAGGACAUUGUGGAACUGGAAGUUCAGGUGACUAUCAGAUCUGCCGAUGGAUCAACGACUAGUUUCAAGCCAGAACACACAACGGUUGUAAACGAUCAAGCUCAACAAGUAGCUGGUCGUGGAGGAAAUGAUGGAGGGGCGGGUGCUGUAGCGCCAGAUGCACCUGCAUCGUCAACAAAUUCUCCUAGAACAAUCGGGGUCAAGGUCGGGGAACCUUCAGCUAGUACGUCGACUGGUGGUGUUGAACUUGAGGAACUGCAAAGACAAUUAGCACAGACUAAAGAGAGCCUGAAGGAAGCGCAAGAGGCUCUACAGGAGACCCAGAAGUUGCUCGCAGAGGAGCAGGCGCAUACAGAAAAGGUUGAAGCAGCACUUGUGCAGAUGGCAGGUAAUAUGCAAGAACUUCAAAAGAUUCACGAAACAGCAUCAGCAGCGCAUAAAGCAGAGAUUGAACGUCUCAGAUCAGAAUUAGAAACAGCACGAGCGUGUUGAGUGGAUGUGGAUGUAGGGUCGUUGGGAUCAUAAGCACCUCGUCCUAGCAAAGAUCUUGCUCGCGGCUUUGAAGGUACAGAUUUUAAAGCGUUGUUGAUGUACCACGCAAGCGAUAUCGAACUUCUUUUAAACUACUCAACACGAGAAACACAUCAAUUUCUGAU
Amoebophrya sp. A25 is the source of this 975-nucleotide messenger RNA. The record is from the annotation of a GenBank genome assembly. Lineage: Eukaryota; Dinophyceae; Syndiniales; Amoebophryaceae.